GUCCUCCACAUUGGGCACUUUCUGUAAUUCAAUGCUGAAUGUGGCAAAACGCCUUGUAGUGCUGUGACUCGCUGUCAAAUUCCUGGGCUGGACUGCUCAGCUGGUAAUAAAUCUAUGGUAUUUUGUACAAGAUGGCGAUGUCGGGCGUGGAAAAGGACAGAAUAAAUACUGAAGAUGUAAAUUUGGACAAUUCAUUCGGCAACCCCGGUCUAAUCUCUCCCGAUAGAGAGGAGGAUAUAACGCGACUACUGACUGUCCCCUUUAGCGGUCGUAUCAGAGGUGGGAUGAGGCCGGGGAAGAAGAUCAUCGUGAUGGGGAUUGUGGAUCCUGAGCCGGAAAGCUUUGACAUCAGCCUGACCUGCGGCCGUGGCACGGAUGAGGAGCCGCCUGCAGACGUGGCUCUAGAGCUUAGCGCCAAGUUCGCAGACCGCCAGUUCCUGCGCAAGGCCUGCGUCUCUGGAACGUGGGGCGCGGUGGAGGAGCCCAUUCCCUACUUCCCAUUCAUCGAGGAUCAGCCCUUUAGGAUCGAAAUUCACUGCGAGCACCAGCGCUUUCGGAUAUUUGUGGAUGGGCACCAGCUGUUUGACUUUUAUCACAAGGUGCCGUCUCUGUCAGCCAUUGACACAAUAAGGAUAAACGGAAGUCUGCAGAUCACUAAGCUGGGUUAGGCUCGUCUUUUCGGAACUCGUGAAGGGAGGCGUAACUGGUACGCCCCUCGCUCACAUACCGGGCCCGUAGCUGAGCUGCUGUUGCAGUGUUACCCUGUGCUUUCUCUUCUGUCACAUUAACCUGUGAUGAAGUCCACCGCCUGUCUUUCACGUAAAUAUUGCGAGCCCGUGCUGCCGUUUACACAGCAUGCGGAUGAAUGAUCACGAGGGACAAUUAAGCGUUUCAGAUGUAAGAUGAAUGUUUACCUCUAGCUGUCAGGGGCUGUCACAUAGUAGCCUACAAAUGCCAAUGCCUGUAGAGCAAACCCCCCAUAACACUGCUGUGUGCUAUGGUGGUGCUUUUAGGAAACACUACAAAAUUACAGUGAUGCAUUUAUGUUCAAAUUAAACAAUACGCUCUCAGGAAUAGAAUAGUUCUAGAUGUAUUUAUUUGCCUGAAAUGUGUGGACAAAGUUAAGUGGAGAUCAGAAUGUAGUGUAGACAGGGCUGUGUUUUGUGAUAUUAGUGACAGUGAACACAAGAUUCAUGAGAGGGCACAUAGGGCUGUUUUUUUGGGGUCUCCUGGAAAAAAGCUAACAUAGGAAAUUAAAUCCUGUGAAUAUGUUCAGUUUGAUAUAAGAAGUGUGUGUCUAACGUUUGUCCCUAAUGAAGCUGAUACUUCUACUGAACCCAGCUGAAUUCAUGCCUUGAUUUCCUCGUAUGGCAACCCUAGAUGUCUUUAAAAGUUCUUUCCUACCUGAAAAGAAUCAUCGGUCUGCGAAUAUAUCCUCAGUCAUGAAGUCCCUAUAAUGUAAAAAUAUCUAAUUUCCAUUUAAACCUUGUCAGAAAGGACUGGGUUACAAUACGAAAAUAUUACUUUGAGCUGUGUGCUUUGUUCUAUGUUCUGAAUGUAGAACUGUAUAUCUUCAAAUGCACACCCACAACAAGCAGCUGUGUUAUAUUCCCUUAACAGGUCUGAGGAGAAAUUGUACCAGUUAAAUCACCGAUAUUCAUAAAAAAAAUAGCAUUUUGCUGUUCACCAUUCUUGAAGUAAACAAUAAAAAGUGUGACUCCUUAGAAUAUUGCAUAACUUUAGCCAUAGCUGAAAAAAGAACAACAGAAUUGACUGUCAAGCUCUUAGAUAUGCUGUAGGUAUAGAUAACCAUAACAGUCUUCCUGACAUUAAUGGUAGCAUUAGCGCUUUGGUGUUGUAAUAGGUAAUGAUGAGAAAUAAGGCUGAAUUUUUUUUAGUUUUUUUGUUAAUGUAUUCGCUGUCUUGCAGUAGCUGAGAUGUCUGUGUAUGGAAUUUAAUUCUAUCAAGGAAAGAAAAAAUUCUCAUGCUUUCAUCUUUUUAAAGUGAAUAUUACGGAGUCCCCCUGGCUUUAUUUGCUGAGGUUUCUCACAGAAGUCGAGGAUUUGCUGCAUUAUUUAUCGUCCUCUCUCUGUCCCGCUGGCUCAGAGCUCUAUGUGUCUCCAAUGCUGAGGGGGCUUCUCCUCUCCCACUGUGCACUGGUUAGCCUCCCUCCCUGGAGUUUCCUGCUGAAGAGGCUUUUGUGUGCAUUCCAUAAAUCCAGGGCGGCCCUCCUUCGCUGGUACAUUUGCUGACACGGAGCUCGGUGGAUGUUGUCUGGCAUAAAACAGCACUGUGCAGUCCUCACUUUAGAUGCUUCACUUAAACCAGUCAGGAAAGAACCUUUUACAGGUCCAAACAAAAAUAGAGAAUGAGGUGCAUGAUAGGGGAGUUUUGGUGCUAUUGUUGUGUGUGUGUGUCUUGUAGCUAUGUAGGGGAUUGUGUUUUUGUUGGUCGCUGGUUUUUUGUUACUGCUUUCCGUGCCUGGCUGUGUGGGGUGGAGAGGAGAAAAAGCAUGCAUGCCAGAGCCCUGAAAAUGGCACUGCAAGCCAGGCACUUCCUGUUUCCCUGAUGAGAAUCUCCCACCCCAUCUCUCUCUGAUACUGGACUGGAGACAAGAAAACAUUUGUCAAGUGUACUGAUGACCUAUUGUUCCGUGAAGCUUUCCGCCAUCAUCUGGGCUUGUUGAGUCAGCCUGUUGUGCAGUGUUUUCUGCAUAUGGUACCGUCCUUUAAAAAAAUGAUAACUGAGACAUUAUUAAGCCAUAUAAAAGAGUUGCUGCUGUUUUCUCCAGUCUCAGAGCAGUCUGGUAGCUCUGUGGUUGCCCCUCCAAGCUCUCUCCUUGACACAGAAAGGGUAGUAGAAAUGCAGUGGACAUACUUUGUCUUGUGCCAUAAACACUAGUGUAAAAGGGCUAGUUGUUUGUUGCUGUAUAGUGUUAGGACCCAUACUCAUUCUCAUCCCAGUUCUCAUUGUAUUUACUCACCCUUUGGAUAUGUGCAGGUGUAUUAUUUGGUACUUGAUUUCAGGAAACCUGAUAACAUAGUUUGGCAAUAAUAGAAGUUUUCUGCAACUUACGUGUGCCUGGUGAAAUUAUGAUUGAGGGUACAUGCAUGCACUUGUUAAUUACUAGUUACUGUAUGUACAUAGCAAAUGCUUCUUUUUGUUGUUUUUGUUUUAAAAACAAGGUAUGAUUAUAUAGUAUGAUAGACAAGUUUAAGAUCUGCAAAGCACCAAUUAAUCCUGUUUCCUUUGGUGAGCAAAAGUGGCGUAAAAUGGGCACAGAUAUAUGAAGGUAACUGUUAAUCUUAUUAGCGGCACUAAGUAAGCAAUAAGCUCCACUUGGAAGGG
Anguilla rostrata (American eel) is the source of this 3348-nucleotide messenger RNA. Its product is annotated as galectin-related protein-like. NCBI's taxonomy places the organism in Eukaryota, Metazoa, Chordata, Actinopteri, Anguilliformes, Anguillidae. Gene Ontology annotation, molecular function: carbohydrate binding. Bases 132 to 668 code for a protein of 178 amino acids. The transcript has 5 exons. The record is from RefSeq and is a predicted model, not a curated record.